GCCCGGGCGCUGCCGCUUUAAGGGAAGGAGGAGGCAGCGCAGCCCGGCCCGGCCCGGCCCGGCCCGGCCCAGCCUGGCUCGGCGCGGCCUGCGCGCACCGGGGCGACGCGGCGGCGGCCGGCAGCAGUUGUUGCCCAUUACUAUGAAAAACAACAUCCUGUGAGUUUGUUUCAAGCUUUCUCCCUCAUCACCUGCCUCAGAUAAUCUGUGCUACAAGCUGUUCUCAGGAGCAGUUGUCCUUGGCAGAGACAUGGCCUUCCAUGGCUGGAAGCAGUUCCUCUUCUUGGGCAGGCAGAAUGCUUUUGCCAAAGCUUGGAGGAGCAGGAAGGGAAGCCCUUCUCUGGGUUGGAAACGCUGCUGUCACUGGAGUGCUGGCAAGUCUUUGGACCCUGAGAUGAGAGCAUUUCUGGAGGAGAACACAGAGAUCACCAGCAGCGGGAACCUCACACCAGAGAUACAACUGCGCCUCCUCACCCCUCGCUGCAGGUUCUGGCACGAAAAACUUGACCUGUGGCCUUAUGGGGACCCUUUCUGGGCAAUUUACUGGCCAGGAGGUCAAGCCCUGUCCAGGUAUAUUUUAGAUAAUCCAUGUGUUGUUAAAGGGCGAUCAGUUUUGGAUCUUGGAAGUGGAUGUGGAGCAACAGCAAUAGCUGCUGUGAUGAGUGGUGCAUCCCAAGUCCUUGCUAACGACAUUGACCCUAUUGCAGGAAUGGCAAUGAUCUUAAACUGUGAACUGAACCAUCUGAAUCCCUUCCCCAUCACCAUUAAGAACAUCAUUAAUUCAGAGGGAAAAAAACGGCAGCCUGCCACGAUGGGGACCUGGUGCAGGAUGAAGAAAUCUUUCUUUUCAUGAUGCUUCUGAACAGGGAAUGAGAGAAAAGUUAGAUAUAAUUAUUUUUCUCUUCUCCUCCUGAGGAGAUACUGAGCAACAAUCUCCAGAACCAUCCUCACCUAUGACUGUGAAGAAAACACCUGCAGCAUAAAAAAACCCCCUUCAUCCGCAGGUAAGAGUCUGUGUACGCAUCAAGUUGAUGAAGAAACCAAAGUUUUCAGAGCAGUCUUGCAGUAAUUAGCACUUUUGCAGUAAACUAUUAUUGAACAAGCAAGAGAUGAAGAACUAAUAACUGAAGGAUGAAACACACUGCAUCUACAAUUAUCCAAAUACCAAGUGGUAUAGUAGAAGCUUAAAGAUGUGAAAAAGUUUGUGACAGUCACUCAGAAAACCAUGGUGUUUAUGAGGUGGGAGGAUUAUGAACUCAUGCUGAUGUAUGUGGCCAUGAAUACAUAAUUUAACAAGCUUUUAAAACUAUCUGAACCAGUCAGAGACAAAAUUUAAUCUUCAAAACAAUACUUGAAUAUUCUCAUCCAACUAUUUACAAGGGUAACAACAUCCAAAUACAAUAUAGAAUAUGAAGUGAUAAGGCUAUACAUGAUGUUCUUCUCCCACUUCCAACAGUAUUUGUAAACAUUUAUUGAAACUGACUCUGAUUUAACCUGAAUCAAAAAAAAUUCAGUGGAAUUAUGAUAGUACCAAAUCCAUGAGAGAGCAGACUCAGCCUCUGGCAGUGAAGGAUUUAAAGUGAUAUAUGUUAACUUCCAAACUUAAGAAUACAGCAUUAUGAUUCAUCUCUGUGUUUUCUAGGCUUUCAAGCACAAGGUGAAGAUACACCACAAAGUUAUACAUUUAGAAAGGGCUGAUAGGAGAACACAGUACAUCUGCAUGCAUUUUUAAGGAAAGAACGUAAACUCUAUUUACCAUCACUGUAACAAAGCCAGGGUUCCAGUAACAAGGGGAAAAAAGGCCAGGUUAGCCUGUGAGACUAGAAGUAACACUGUCCCACAAAUAGGAUUUUUUUUUACGGUUCCUUUACUGUUAGAAACUCUGGUGGUCUUCCAUCUUUAGCUGCUUUAUCUCCAUUUGUAAUUUUCUUUCUGGAUGUAGCACUUGAAAUGGCAAUCUGACAACUCUUACUGCUCCAUAUUAUGGUUAUAUGCCCUGCAGUAAGAGGCUGAAGGAGCUGGGCUUGGUCAGCCUCUAGAAGAGAAGGCUUCAGGGGGAUAUAGCAGCAACCUGCCCGUACCUACAAGGAGGUUAUCAAGAAGAUGGAGCCAGGCUCUACCCAGCAGUGCAUGGUAGGAAGACAAGAGAUGAGGGCCAUAAGCUGAAACAGAAGAGGUUCAGACUAGAUGUAAGGAAGAAAUUUUUCACUGUAAGAACAGUCAAACAGUGGAACAGGUUGCAAGGAGAGGUUGUUCAUGGCUGUGUCCUCUUCAGUUUUUCAAGCUCCAACUGGAUAAAGCCAUAAUCAACCUGGUCUGAGCUCAGAGCUGGCGCUACUUUGGGUAGAAAGUUAGACUAGAGACCUCCUGAGGCCCCUUCAGUUAUCUUAUGAGUUAUAUCUUAUGAGUCUACUUACUCUUUUUGCAGCACAUUUCCUGCAGCAAGGACAGCUAGCUUUAUGUGUUACUUGUUUGACAAGAUGACUGAGCAUGUCAGCGCUGCUACCUACUGAACUACAGGGACCUAUAUGGAAACAAUGCAAAUCGUCUUUAGACAAAAAAGGGAAUAAAGCCAGUUUUCAAACCUG
Molecule: messenger RNA, 2588 nt
Organism: Dromaius novaehollandiae (emu)
Lineage: Eukaryota; Metazoa; Chordata; Aves; Casuariiformes; Dromaiidae
Gene: ETFBKMT
Product: electron transfer flavoprotein subunit beta lysine methyltransferase
Exons: 5
Coding region: 251-853 (200 amino acids)
Cellular component (GO): mitochondrial matrix
Molecular function (GO): protein methyltransferase activity
Source: RefSeq, a predicted model, not a curated record